GCUCCCCCACGUGGUCGGCGGGCCGGUGCCUUCCCCGAGCCGCCGGGGCUCGGGGCAGAGCGGCGCGGCGCGGCGCGGGCGGGCCCCGUCCGCCGUCCCCUCCCCAUGACUGCAGCACGGGCGGCGGGUCCCGCGUGAGCAGGAUGCGGCGGGGCGGCCCGGCCGCGCUCUGCCUGCUGGCGCUGGGCUGCCUGGCGCUGGGGCUCUGGCCGCGCCGGGCCCCCGGGGCCCCGGCCUGGGAGCGCGGCAGCGCCCAGAAAACUUUCCGCGCGCUGCUGGCCGUGCCGGAGCCGGGGCCGAGGCCGGGGCGGGAGCCGGAGCCGGGGCGGGAGCCGUCGCCGUCGCCGUCGCCGGUGCAGGGCGGCAUCUACUGGAGCCGCGCGCUGGAGGCGCAGGUGCCCCGCGGCUUCGAGCCGGCCGAGGCGGCGGCUUGGCUGGCGGCGGCCCGCGGGGCGCGGGUGGCCGGGCUGGAGCGGGGCGGCUGCGGCCGCAGCUCCAACCGGCUGGCGCGGCUGUCGGACGGGAGCCGCGCCUGCGUGCGCUACGGCAUCAACCCGGAGCAGAUCCAGGGCGAGGCGCUGUGCUACCAGCUGGCCGCGCUGCUGGGCAUGCAGCGGCGCCUGCCGCCCACCGCCCUGUCGCUGCUGGCGGCCCGCGGCGGGCAGUGGGAGCUGGUGCGCGACGAGCUGCGGGGCUCGCACUGGGCCGAGGGCGCCGUGGUCAGCCUCACGCGCUGGGUGGACAACCUCACCGACGUGGUGGCCCCCGCGCCCUGGCUGCGCGCCGAGCUGCGGCCCUUGGCGGCCGGCGAGCUGGGCGGCCUGAGCCAGCCCCAGCUGGUGGAGCUGGUGCAGUGGAGCGACCUGAUCCUCUUCGACUACCUGACAGCCAACUUCGACCGCCUGGUCAGCAACCUCUUCAGCCUGCAGUGGGACGCCCGCGUCAUGCAGCGGGCCACCAGCAACCUGCACCGGGCGCCCGACGGGGGCCUGGUCUUCAUCGACCACGAGGCCGGGCUGGGCCACGGCUACCGGCUCCUGGCCGUCUGGGACAAGUACAAUGAGCCCUUGCUGCGCUCCGUGUGCGUCUUCAGGGAGGCCACGGCCCGGCGGGUGGCGGAGCUGCAUCGCCUGCAGAACGCCGCCGCCGAGCUGCUCCGGCUCUACCGGACUCGGGAGCCCCUCUCAGCCCAGCUGGGCUUCCUGUCCGAGCAGCAGGCCAGGCUGCUGCAGAGCAGGAUAGACUUUGUCCACAAGCACAUUUUGCACUGCAAAGCCAAGGCCGCGGCGGCACUGUGAUGAGUUUCUCUCUUGGACCCCCUCCCCGCAACCCCCCGCCACUAACCUCCCCUCCCCACCCCUGUAUUUAUGUAACCCAAGGGUGAGGAGCGGGCUUUCUCCCUUCCCUCUGGCCUUUGUUUGAAGCAGCAACGAGGUCUGGGAGUCUCUGAACACGAGACGGAAAUGUUCACUCGGGAUCCUGUUUCCUCGUAGGGGAGAGGCACGGGCUUAGUCUGGUCGAGCACGGGGCUGGGAUCUAGGAGUGCCCAAGCUCUUAUCCUGGGGCUCCAGGUCCAGAGAGUUGGGCACCCUCGGUUCCCAUUGACGUCUGAGGAGAGCUGCUGGAGCCUGGUAACCUUUCCAAAUUCAGCCAGUUGACGUGGUUGCUUUCGGGACCAAUCUUGGGAGAUGCUAGGGUCCCCUCUGCUCUCUUUUGGAGCUCAAAGGGAGUUAAACGGACUUUGCAGAAUGCCUCUUCAUCAGUAGGGUUGGACCCUCUUCUGUGGCUUUUAGUGCCUCAAUUUGCUUGGAAUACGUUGGCCUUCUGGCUCCAAUUCUGCUACAUAAGGAGCCACUUCUCUGCAUGGACGUUGUUGCUGGCCUACAGGAACGGACCCUUUCUUCUUGUUGCAUCCAGAGAGGAUGGCUCAUACUUGGCUACCUGCCUCCCAGGGCUUUUGUGGGAAGUAUUUAGCAAAUGUUUGUAAAGACCUCUGAAGGUGAAAAGUGUUAUCAGUGUCACUGUAUCUUUUUGUAUUAGUUCCACAUUGGGUCUCUCUUUCCAGAAUUUGAAGGGGGAAAAAAAAUCAUCUUUAAGUAUUUCCCUUAACAGUUUGCUCAGUAAAAUUAUUCUCUUAAGAAAAAAAAAAAACUGAAAAAGCAAUUGUCUUUAUCUGCUUCAGGAUCAACUACCUUUUUCUUUCAAUGGAGGCAGGCAGUUACGCUGAUGUAUUCUAUUUAAAAAAGUAAUUGACAUUCAUAGACCAAGAACUUAUUGCACAGUAGGGAAGCCCUUGACUUGCAAAACUGCCCUAUCCAUGGAAGUUCUCUUCCUAUGGAUAUUCCUAGCCAGACUGGACCUACUAACCAUUUAUUAACCUUUUUGAUGACCAUGUAUAAGCAAGCCCAUAUUCCAGUAGUUCUUCACCUCUGUUAGUGGAAGCAUCUGGUAAACUAUUUCAGUUUAUAAGUAUUGUCCUGUUGUUUGUAAUCUCUGUCAUUUGGUCUGAACACUAAAAUAACUGACUAAUGGGUGACAAAAGAGAACUUCCCAGGUUUUAAAAUAGUAUCAGUGUACUAAGAGCUUGACGUAAGAGACAAACUGGAAAAAAAAAUCAGUUUCAUGCACUUUACUUUGACUUUUUUAUUUUUUAUAAAAAGACCUUUUUAUUUUACAAAGUCUGUCUUCUUUGUACAUUAUAUAUGGUCAUAAGCUCUUCUGUAACAUACUAAAGAAACUGAUAUUUCAGUAAAGUGUGUUUAAUGUUUUA
Messenger RNA from Alligator mississippiensis (American alligator), 2770 nucleotides. RefSeq names its product four-jointed box kinase 1 (gene FJX1). NCBI's taxonomy places the organism in Eukaryota, Metazoa, Chordata, Crocodylia, Alligatoridae. The transcript has a single exon. Gene Ontology annotation, biological process: cell-cell signaling. Bases 144 to 1298 code for a protein of 384 amino acids. The record is from RefSeq and is a predicted model, not a curated record.